AUGCGAAUCAUUUGGUGCUGUAUUUUCAUAUUCUGUGUACCUACGCACAGCUCAAUCAGCUCAGAGAUCUCAUGUGUCUCAAUGGUGCAGCGGCAAGCACUAGCUGUGGUUCCAGGCGGACGAAAGCCAAGACCCUGGGAAGUGAACAACUACAUAAUUGCAAAUUAUCACAAAGCUGGCGCAUUCCUAUCAGACAGCUUGACCAGGACCAUUCUUGAGAUUCUUGGCGCUCCAAAGGAAGUUUUUGGUCAUGUUGAGUAUCCGUGUUACAGCUCCGGGAGCGACAGCUUCUUGCAUCUUUGCCACAACAUGGAAGCACCCUUUUUGGUCUACACUGACGCCUUCAAUGCCUCUGUUGAAUCUGCAGAGCGCUUGAAAUCUGGAAGCAAAAAGCUGCUGGUGGCAGGUUUCGUGAGGGAUCCUUUAGAGAUGGUGGCAUCGGCUUAUUGCUACCAUCAUGCCGGUGAAGAGCUUGGCAACCAAAUGUUUCCCGUGAAAGAAAUCAUGCAAAUGGGUCCUGAAGAAGGCACUCAGGUGACAGCCACAGCUCUUUUGCCCUUGGCGGAAUGGAUGACCAGUGUGUUUGAAGACCCAGAUGAUGACACGCUUCGGUUGGAUUUCGAGGAUCUAACCAAGUCUUCUGCUAGAUUUGAUUCUGGAGUCCAGCGUUUGCUGAAUCAUUUCUUUGGUACCGGGACGGAUCUGAUCUCAAAGCAGGAACGCUUUCUGAUUGCUGAAAAAGCCAAGGUGUACGAUGCAAUCGGAAUCCAGAAACUACGAGUGUAUACAUUAACUCUACCUUUCCAAGUGUCGAGCACAGCAGCGACCCUGUCUGCAAGAAAGCCGCGCAUUCAGCUUUGCAUAAAUCCUUGA
Cladocopium goreaui is the source of this 873-nucleotide messenger RNA. NCBI's taxonomy places the organism in Eukaryota, Dinophyceae, Suessiales, Symbiodiniaceae. The record is from the annotation of a GenBank genome assembly.